CGCCCUCUUUCUCACCUCGCGCACACGCACCAUGGCCGCACGCGCGCCCAUCUGGUCCAUCGCCCACGGCGGCCCGCCGACGCUCUUCGACACGGAGCACAAGGCACACAAGGCCUGGGUCGACGUCGGCCGCGCCAUCGUCGCUAGCCAGGCACGCGCCCUCGUCGUCGUCUCGGCGCACUGGGAGGCCGAGCAGCCCGGCACGGUGCUCGUCAACGAGCAGCAGGCGCCCAAGCAGAUCUACGACUUCUACAACUUCCCGAAGCACUACUACGACCAGCGCUUCGACACGCACACGCCGCAGUGGCUCAGCGACGUCGUCGUGCAGCACCUGUCCGGCUCCAGCUUUGCGCCGCAGCGCGUGCCGCGCGGGCCCGACCACGGCGUCUGGGUGCCGCUCAAGGCGGCGUUUGGCGCCGCAGCGCCUCUGCCGCUCGUGCAGGUCUCGCUGCCGGCGCCGUCGGGCGACGCACUCACCGACGCCCGCGCCGCACUGGCGCUCGGCGAGGCGCUGCGCGGCCUCAGAGAGCAGGGCAUCGCCGUGCUCGGCAGCGGCCAGCCUGUGCACAACCUGCGCGAUGCCUUCGGCGGCGGCGGCGACGGCUCGUACGGCGGGCCGUUCCUGCGCGCCCACUCUGAUGCGCUCCUCGCCUCGGGCCACGCCCGCUGGGACGCCGCAGAGGCACUGACGAAGCGGCCCGAAUUCAAGCGGGCGCACCCGACGACGGAGCACUUUCUGCCUGCGCUCGUUGCGCUCGGCGCGGCGGACGACGCCGAGCCGACAAAGGAGCUGCUGUUCAUCGACGAGGGCGCGCUUGGCUGGGCCAUGUACCAGUGGUGAUACCCUUCUGAUGAGAAAUUGAAUCGUGCAUUGUGAUUGAAUGUGUGAAGAGCAGCCGGUCGCAGAGACAGGAAGGCGAGCAACAUGAGGGCGUGUUGGGAAUGAAGCGAAGGGGUAGGCAGCGUGAGGUCGUGGAAGGUGAAAGGGGAUAGUCUCGCGCAAGGGGCACAGGUAGAAGGAGCGCGCG
Molecule: messenger RNA, 1028 nt
Organism: Tilletiopsis washingtonensis
Lineage: Eukaryota; Fungi; Basidiomycota; Exobasidiomycetes; Entylomatales
Product: Extradiol aromatic ring-opening dioxygenase
Exons: 4
Coding region: 32-841 (269 amino acids)
Molecular function (GO): zinc ion binding; oxidoreductase activity, acting on single donors with incorporation of molecular oxygen; ferrous iron binding
Source: RefSeq, a predicted model, not a curated record